CCUAACCUUGAAUUUCAACCCUGUCUCUCGCUCGCUUCAGUUCGUCCAGCGCUAAGUGUGCUUGCAUCGCAGGCUCUUGAACAUAUUUACAGGACCAUGCAUCAUCACUGAACACUUCAUCCUCCAAAAAAAAAUCCCUUCCUGGCGACCAUGUCGGCCUUCCUGUCGCUCCUCGGCUGGAGCUUCCUCCCCAACCUAGUCACUGGCUGGACACAGACCCUCUACUACAGCAUCACGAUCCGCGCCGGCGACCCCAAGCCGCAGCCCGGCACGCCCCGCUGGGCCGAGCACCGGCGGCGCAUUCACAUCAUCGUGGUGGCCCUCUACCUGCUCUACACAAUUUACGAAGCCGACUACGACCUCCAGCGGGUGGGCACUUUCUACUCGGACCUCGGCGUCCCGCUCAACGCGACCGACCGCGACAUCAAGUCGCGCUUCCGCCGCCUCGCCGCGCUCCACCACCCGGACAAGGCGACGACCGCCGGGGACAAGACGCACGACGACAUCAACGCCUACUUUGUGCACCUCAAGACGGCCGCCGACACGCUCACCGACCCGGCGCGGCGGUUCGCGUACGAGCGCUUCGGGCCCGAGGCCGUGACCUGGCAGCGGUGCGUGACGGUGCGCGACUAUGUCGUGCGUGGCGCGCAGCAGCUGGUUCCCCACUAUGGCAUGGCGGCUGCCGUCAUGUACGGGCUGGGGCUGCUGGGGUAUCUGGACUGGGCUCGGUACGAGCGGUGGCUGGUGCUCGCGGCCAUGUUCCUGUUCGAGGUGCGCACCGUGACGCGGCCGGGGAUGCCGGCUUUGCUGGAGCGCGUCGUCAAUCCGCUGCUGGGGUGGGUUGGCGGGCGGGCGCCGUACCUGCCCUUUCAAGCGAUUGCGCUGGCGAGGAAACUGAGCGUGACGGUGUACAUUGCGUUCUCGCAGAUUGGGCCGCUGCUGGCGGCGGACACGAGCGGUGGGCAGCUGGUGGUGAGCGGAAGGAAGGGCCGGGAGGAUGAGGCGACGCUGAGGGAGGGACUGGAGAGGUUGGAGAUGGCGGUCAAGAAGCUCGAUGCGGAUGCCGCGAGGUUGCUCCAGACGGAGAUGGCGCCGUUUGCGGGGGAUGAAAAGACGCGAAAUUCCAUGUGGGCCAAGGUCAAGGAGUGGCUGGUCCAAAACACGAUCCGCUCGGAUCCAAUGGUGCGGGACGCGCUGGGGCGGUCCUUUGCGAAGCGGAGGAUGGAGGCGCCAGCAGGGGCCAAGGGGAAUAGGUAAUGCGUAUAAUAGACUAUAGACAACGAUGACUUUUAUCGCGCCC
Molecule: messenger RNA, 1300 nt
Organism: Parathielavia appendiculata
Lineage: Eukaryota; Fungi; Ascomycota; Sordariomycetes; Sordariales; Chaetomiaceae
Exons: 2
Coding region: 151-1257 (368 amino acids)
Source: RefSeq, a predicted model, not a curated record